AUGGCAGGGCAGCCCGGCGGGUGACGCAGGGCCAGGAUGCUGGCCUGCCCGUUGUGGAGAGCUACCAGCAGGGCGCUGUUCGCCGAGUUCCUGGCCACAGGGCCGUAUGUGUUCUUCGGCGUGGGCUCAGCCCUGCCCUGGCCCUCGGCGCUUCCCACCGUGCUGCAGAUCGCCAUCACCUUCAACCUGGCCACGGCUGUGGCUGCGCAGAUCACCUGGAAGACCAGCGGGGGCCACCUCAACCCCGCCGCUCUCGCCUUCCUCGUGGGCUCCCAAAUCUCCCUGCCCCAUGCUGUGGCCUAUGUGGCUGCCCAGCUGGCCGGGGCCACUGUGGGGUCUGCUCUGCUUUAUGGGGUCAUCCCAGGAGACAUCCGAGAGACCCUCGGGGUUAACAUGGUCCGGAGCAGCGUCUCGACGGGCCUGGCUGCGGCAGUGGAGCUGGUUCUCACCCUGCAGCUGGUGCUCUGUGUUUUCGUUUCCACCAAUAGCCGCCAGGCAUCGGGCUCCCCGGCCACCAUGAUGGGGAUCUCUCUGGCACUGGGCCACCUCAUUGGGGUCUACUUCACCGGCUGCUCCAUGAACCUGCCCCGCUCCUUUGGCCCCGCCAUCAUCGUUGGGAAGUUCAAGGUCCACUGGAUCUUCCGGGUGGGACCCCUGACAGGAGCUGUCCUGGCUUCACUCAUCUACAACUUUAUCCUGUUCCCUGACACCAAGACCAUGGCCCAGCGACUGGCCAUCCUCAUGGGAACUGAAGAAAUGGAGAAAGUGGCAGAAAAGGAGCCCAAGAAGAGAGAAUACCAGUCCAGUUCAGGGGAUACUAAAACGGGGAACAUGUGUCAGAUGGUAUAGAACUUGGCCCUCACCUUUGGGCUUCUGAGAGGAGCCCUUUAGGUGGGUAGCUUGCCUUGUACAACCAGACUUCAGGUUUUAUAGGGGGUGGGGCCGGGGUGGGGGGAUGAGGGCAGGAAGGAUGGGGAUGCUAGGCCUCUUGUCCUAACAGGGUGGGCAGGGAAUGCCAAUCCCUAUCCCUGGCGUUAUAUUUCUAGACAGAAAGAAUCUGGGGAGCAAAUCUGUUCAGUUUCCUCCUCCUACAUCUCUUAAUGGGACAGAGCAGAAGGAGGCAGGGAAAUUCAUGAUUGCCCUCCCCUUCUCUCGUCCAUCUGGAUCCUAGUGGGCAUCCUGAGCCUCUGGAUCGCCUUGCCUUGGGUACUGGAGCCCAGACAGCCACUCAGCUUAGACACUAAGGGCUAUAGAGACCUUGGGGAACCCCAAUGUCUUACCCAUCCUUGAGGGGAAAACCAGAAUUCCCAGAAGAAUUGGAUCCUGGAACAUUCUCUGAGCUCCUCAUAGGGCUAUCUCUGCUCCUGGGUAUGGUUUGGGGGCUACAGACCAGCCCUCAGCGUGGGUGCUUCCUGAGGACAAAGACUGUCCUUCUGAUCGAUCUUCACUCCUCACGCCUCUAAACGCUCAGGAGAGGACCCUGCCCUUGGGAAGAGCUGACACAGAGGAGCCUUUUCUAGGGCUGGCAGAGGGGCAGGAUAGACACAAGGGAGGUUUGGGCCAAACAGGCCUUUCCCAGGGUAGGCUCUCCCCAGAUGUUUGCCCACCUUCCACCCCACAGCCCCAUUCAUGGGAACAAUCCUGAGAGGGGUAGGUCCCUAUCCCAGCCACCUGUCCCUGAUCUGGGCCACAAGCUGUCUCCAGCCUCAUUCUCAAUUCUGCCAGGAUCCUCAAAAAGCUACUAAAUGAGCCCCAAGGAUGGUAAGAACUCAGGAAUGACCCAAGAAACCAAGAUUUGCAGUUCAGUGCCUCUGAAGGACUAUUAGUCUCAGUUGGUUUGUUAAUAUUUACAAGCUGCUAUAAAUAUACUCUCCCCAUGACUUGGGGCCCUAUCUGGAUCUCAGCUUCCCCAGCUAUAAAAUGGGCACAGCCCUCCCCCAGGGCCUGCUGUGAAAACAAACAAGAGACUGGAAAAUGUUUUCGGAAGUUAAAAUGCUAGAAAAACAAACCCAAUAAAUGAUGAUUAUUGUCACUGUUACUGUAA
Leptonychotes weddellii (Weddell seal) is the source of this 2044-nucleotide messenger RNA. It is a transcript of the gene AQP6, whose product is annotated as aquaporin 6. The record is from RefSeq and is a predicted model, not a curated record. Gene Ontology annotation, molecular function: nitrate transmembrane transporter activity; water channel activity. Gene Ontology annotation, biological process: carbon dioxide transport; transmembrane transport; water transport. Gene Ontology annotation, cellular component: plasma membrane; apical plasma membrane. NCBI's taxonomy places the organism in Eukaryota, Metazoa, Chordata, Mammalia, Carnivora, Phocidae.